AUUCAACCCUGUUGUUGUCUUGCAUCCAACAUUGUUAUGAAAAUUAAGUUUGUUGUUAUUUGUUUUAAUUGUUGUAUAAUUAAUUCUAAAAAGCCACCCCUAAAUGAAUCUAUUAAGAAAGUAUUGCAAGUUUAAUACAUUUUACAGGGAAUUUCCGACCAUAUGAAAUAUCAAGAAAUAAAAUAUAAACAAUUAUAAAUUGUGUUGUUAUAUUGUAAAACGUUCUCAAUUUCUGAAAAUGUUAAAUUCAAAUUCAGAAGAAACUCCACUAUCAGUUGGCUCAAGUGUGACAGGAAAUACAAAAAUUUCUAAAAUAACUGGAAAGUAUUUUAAUUUCUAUCUAAAAAAUCGGAAAGAAAGCUCGUCAAAGAUUGAAGAAAAUUGUGAGUCCACAGAAAAAAUUAGAAACGAAAGAAAAGCUGAAUCUCCUUCUGGAAGAAAUUCUGAAUUUCUUAAAAAUCUCAAGAAAAAAUUACAAUUCAAAAAGCUUAUGCCAACCAAAUCAAGGCAAAGGAUUAAAGUAUCAGAAUUAAGUAAUGAAGUAUCGAUAAAAAAUUUAUCAGAGAGACCUAUUAAUAGUCAAGAAAAAAUUAAAAAUCAUGAAGCAAAAGAUUCUUCGAAUCCAGUAAAUUCUUACAUAGCAGCUUUAAUGUGUAAUGGGCAAAAUGUCUCAGAAACUGAACGAAUUCCGAGGCUCAAUUUGUUGGUCACUUCACAAAUUGAUUCAAUUAAUUCGGAAUCAGAGAAAUCCCAGGACAAUAUUGUAGCGGAAAAUUCACAAAAAGGAGAAACUAGUUUUCGAAAUUCUCAAAUCAUGGGAAAUAAUUUAUCACAACAAGAAACAAAAAAUAAAAAUGAUAAUUUAAAUAAAGACAAUUCAGAAGUGAAAAGCGGAACAAAGGCAACAUUAAUACAAGAAUUAUUAAAACUCAGUAAAUACGGAUGGUAUUGGGGACCGAUUUCCAGAGACGAAGCAGAUUCGAAAUUAACAUCCGAACCAGAUGGUGCAUUUCUCGUUAGGGAUUCUUCUGAUCGCAGAUAUUUAUUAACGCUAAGUUUCAAGUCUUCGGGAAAAAUUCGCCAUUCACGAAUUGAAUAUAGCAGUGGAUUGUUUUCUUUGUGUAAUCAUUCGGAAAAUCAAGGAUAUACGUCUGUGGUUGAUUUAAUCAAUCGUUCAAUGACAUUUAGUCAGUCGUCAAUCUUUUGCUACUCGCGUUCGAGAAAUCCUGCACAACCAUCGUUCCCCGUGAGAUUAACAAAGCCGGUGAGUCGAUUUACUCAAGUGAGAAGUCUACAGUAUCUCUGUCGUUUUGUUAUACGACAAAAUACAAGACUGGAUAAUAUUCACAAGCUGCCUUUACCAAAACCUAUUAGAGAAUAUAUCGAGGAAGCUUAUUAUUAAUGCGAUAAAGACGGAAAUUACCAUUUUCUUUGAACAUGAGUUGUGGAAUAUUACUUUUACAGAAUGAUCGAUAUAGAUUUUAUUAUUUUUCUUUUCUUUAGAAUUCAACACAUACUUUUUUUAAUACUGAGGCUUUUUUAGUUGUAAUAGAUUUUAAUUUAUGUGUUUUUCACAUACACGUUAUAUAUACGUAUAGUUAAUUAAAGGCCAAAUUUUUAUUUAUGUUUAAAAACUUUAAAAUUAUAAGAGAUGCUUCAAAAUAGUCAAGUCGACAUUUUUCUUCUUUUCAGAUAAAACCAAUUUUUUAAUAUAUAAAAAAAUUUUUGCUUCUCCUUUUUUUAUGUCUAGAAAUCUUAAAUUUUUACAACUUUAGAUUUCUAAGUAUUUUUAAAAAUGUGGCAAUAACUAUAUUUAGAGUUCAACAUUUUUCGAAUUAAUUAUAACUUUGAAAUAAGUUUUUUUUAAUCAGAACUGAAAAGUUGUGAAUUUAAUUAGACUUAAAUUAGUUAAUUAAAGUAAUUGAAAUUUUAUUAGUCUAUAAAUUAGAAAUUUUAAAUAAACAUUUUCUAAUGGCCUAUAAUUGAGGGACUGGAUGCUAUAAAGCGAUACGCGUUAUUUAAUUAAUGUGGUGCGUAUCCCCUUAUAGCAUCCAGCCCCUCAAUUGUUGAUUUAAAAGUUUCUUAAAUAGUGAGAUUUAUUUCUAUUUUUUAUUUAGAAAUAUUUUUACUUUUGUAAUUUUAAUUUUUUUUUUCUCAUUAUCGUGCAUUCUUAUAUCGAGUGUUUCUAUUAAAAUGAUUUUUAAUUCAAAUUUUAAAAACAAAUUAAAAUUUGUACAAUUUUCAAAUGAAAAUUUGUUAAAUUCGGCUCAAAAAAUCUUCUUAUGAUUAUUAUAAUAUUUAGAAAAUUAAAAAUUUUUAAUAAUUAUAAAUUCAUCUAAGUUUUAAUAGUUUUAAUAUUAAAUUAAGUUCUAAUGUUUAUAAAUAAAAUUUGUUAAUUUUUUUCCUUUAAAAGGGUAUUUUUAAGACUUAAAUUCGUAUUUUUUUUAAAAAAAGUUCAAAUUAUCUUCAUUUCUUAAAAAAGGAUGUUUUUAAUAAUGUUUUUUAAUAUUUAUAAAUACGUUCGUUGAUCAAAUAAAAGUUUUUAAUAGAAAAAUAUAUAAUAAUAAUAAUAAUAAUAAUAAUAAUAUGUAAUAACGAUAGACAUUAGAAUUUAAAAUGUAACAAAAAUAUUUCACCAAAAUGUCAACCAGAAAAUUAAUAUGAAUUUCCAAAGUAAAAAACAAAUGUUUCCAGUAAUUUAAGUGUUUAUCAUUAGUAAUUAGUUUUCACAAAUUCGAAUAUAAUUCACUAUAUCAAUUAAUAUUGUUAACUUUCUCAAGUACAAUUAUAAACAAGUAAAUAAUGGAAUUAAAUAAAUAUAUUAUUAUAAGACUGA
Messenger RNA from Leptopilina boulardi, 2836 nucleotides. It is a transcript of the gene Socs44A, whose product is annotated as suppressor of cytokine signaling 4. The record is from RefSeq and is a predicted model, not a curated record. Bases 239 to 1402 code for a protein of 387 amino acids. Gene Ontology annotation, molecular function: 1-phosphatidylinositol-3-kinase regulator activity. Lineage: Eukaryota; Metazoa; Arthropoda; Insecta; Hymenoptera; Figitidae. Gene Ontology annotation, biological process: phosphatidylinositol phosphate biosynthetic process; intracellular signal transduction; protein ubiquitination. Gene Ontology annotation, cellular component: phosphatidylinositol 3-kinase complex. The transcript is spliced from 3 exons.